Messenger RNA from Vicia faba (fava bean), 2298 nucleotides. Lineage: Eukaryota; Viridiplantae; Streptophyta; Magnoliopsida; Fabales; Fabaceae. The record is from the annotation of a GenBank genome assembly.
AUGGGUUGCAAUCAAUCUAAGAUCGAGAAUGAAGAAUCAAUUAUGCGAUGCAAAGAGCGGAAGCGAUUCAUGAAAGAGGCUGUAUCAACUCGCAACGCCUUCGCCGCCGCUCACUCCGCCUACACAACUUCCCUCAAAAACACCGGCGCCGCCCUAGGCGACUUCGCACACGGCGAGGUUCAGAAUCCUGGAUUAAUACCUACCGCUGCCGGUGCCGGUGCCGGUGCCGGUGGUGCUGAUGCCACUUAUGUACCGGGACCGCCUCAAAAACCCUUCGAGAUCCCUCUCCCUCCGCCUCCUCUUCCGGAUUUCUCAUCGCCUCUUCAGCGUGCGGCCAGUAUGCCGGAAAUCAAGAUCAGUAAGCCCGAUCCCAGGCCGAUGUCCAAGCCGAUUCUCGAGGAGGAGGAAGAAGAGAGGGAGUUGGAGAAUGAAGGUUCUCUGAGGAGAAGAAGAAGUAACAGAAACACUGUUGCUGUUGGUGUUGGUGGUGGAGGGGGUGUGAAUAGUAAUAGACGGUUGGAGGAUGAAGAUGUGGCUCCACCUCCUAUGCCACCUCCUCCGGCGAAGCAACAACCGGUCAGUGAUCAUGUUGGUAAUCAAGGUCAUCAUCAUCAUACCAUGUCUCAACCGCACCAAAACUCAGCUGCUUGGGAGUAUUUUUUUCCACCCAUGGAAAACAUGGCAGGAACAAGCUUGAAUGAGGAGGCUGAAAUAGAACACGGACACACUGUCCAUAAGAUGGAGCAUAUUGCAAGGCCUGGUAGGGUUCAUGUUAUGGAAGAAGUUGUUUCAACUCAAAGGGUUGCUGAUGUUGAGAUUCAGGUUCCUUUGCCUACUCGUGAGCCUGAGCAUAUACCUGAGCCUGAGGUAAUGAUGGACUCUCCCAUGCCAUCGGGCUUGAAGGUGAAGCAGAUGCCCGCCACGCCUCCUCCUCAGAUGGAGGCAAAGAGGAUUGUGAAACAUAGCACUGUUAACUUGCUGCAAAUAUUUGCUGAUCUCGAUGAUCAUUUUCUCAAGGCUUCUGAGAGUGCACAGGAUGUUUCAAAGAUGCUGGAGGCUACUAGACUUCACUAUCACUCCAAUUUCGCUGAUAAUAGAGGACACAUUGAUCAUUCAGCAAGGGUAAUGCGAGUAAUUACUUGGAAUCGAUCCUUUAAAGGAAUACCUAAUUUGGAUGAUGGGAAGGAUGACUUUGACUCAGACGAACAGGAAACUCAUGCUACCAUCUUGGACAAGUUGUUAGCUUGGGAAAAGAAACUUUAUGAUGAAGUUAAGGCUGGUGAGCUAAUGAAAUUUGAGUACCAAAGAAAAGUUGCCACACUAAACAGACUGAAAAAGAAAGGUACUAACUCUGAAGCAUUGGAGAAAUCAAAAGCAGUUGUCAGUCAUUUGCAUACUAGAUAUAUUGUGGAUAUGCAAUCAUUGGAUUCAACGGUAUCAGAGAUUAACCGAUUACGUGAUGAACAACUGUAUCCAAGACUUGUUCAGCUUGUAAACGAGAUGGCCAAUAUGUGGAAAAAAAUGCUAUCUCACCAUGAGAAGCAAUCGGAGACUGUGACAUUGCUGAGAUCGUUGGACCCUUCACAAUCUCCUAAGCAGACAAGUGAACACCAUCACGAGCGAACAUAUCAACUAUUGGUUGUUGUACAACAGUGGCAUUCACAUUUUGAGAUGCUAGUCAACAAUCAAAAGGGAUACAUAAAGGCCCUAACUAAUUGGUUAAAAUUAAAUCUUGUCCCUAUUGAGAGCAGUUUGAGGGAAAAAGUUUCUUCACCUCCAAGAGUUCAAAGUCCGCCGAUACAAGGUCUUCUCCGUGCAUGGCAUGACUGUCUAGAGAAACUUCCCGAAGAACUUGCUAGGACAGCUAUAGGAAACUUUGCUGCUGUGAUGGAUACUAUUUUCAACCAGCAAGAAGAUGAGAUGAUUUGUAAAAGGAAAUGUGAAGAUACUCGAAAGGAGCUUGCUCGCAAAACCAAGCAGUUUGAGGAUUGGUAUCACAAGUAUAUGCAAAGGAAAAUGCCGGAAGAAUUUGAUCCAGAAAAGCCAGAAGAUGCUAAUGCUCCUGAUGAAGCUGUUACAGAGAGGCAGCAUCAGGUUGAACAAGUGAAGAUUAGGUUGGAAGAGGAGGAAGCACAAUAUGAAAAGCAAUGCCUCCAAGUGAGGCAAAAAACUUUGGGAAGUCUCAAAAAUCGCAUGCCAGAGCUCUUCAGGUCAAUGUGUGAUUUUUCUCUUGAAUGUUCUAAAAUGUACAUGCAUUUAUCUUCAAUAUCACAGCACCUAGGCCAUAACUCCUCAUGA